Molecule: messenger RNA, 3003 nt
Organism: Stegastes partitus (bicolor damselfish)
Lineage: Eukaryota; Metazoa; Chordata; Actinopteri; Pomacentridae
Product: protein phosphatase 1 regulatory subunit 29-like
Exons: 4
Coding region: 1-3003 (1000 amino acids)
Cellular component (GO): plasma membrane
Molecular function (GO): protein binding
Source: RefSeq, a predicted model, not a curated record
AUGGCCAGCAGACUCCGUUUGUCCUCCCUGUCUCCCUCCCUGUGUCUCUCCCUCCUGCUUCCUGCUCUGUUGCUCCUCCGCCUGCCCGGUUCGGUGAAAGGGGACUGCUGGCUGAUAGAGGGGGAUAAAGGCUACGUUUGGCUGGCUAUCUGCAGUCAGAACCAGCCUCCAUAUGAGACCAUCCCCCAGCACAUCAACAGCACGGUUCAUGACCUGAGGCUGAAUGAGAACAAACUUAAGGCAGUGCUCUUUAUCUCCAUGUACCGCUUCACAAACCUCACUGACCUCAAUCUCACCAAGAACGAGAUCAGCUACAUCGAGGAUGGGGCCUUUGCUGGGCAGGCCAACCUACAGGUUCUCCAGCUGGGCUACAACAAGCUGACCAACCUGACUGAGGGCAUGUUGAGAGGACUGGGUCGAAUGCAGUGCCUCUUCUUGCAACACAACCUCAUUGAGGUCAUUGCCACCAAUGCCUUCUGGGAGUGCCCCAACCUCAGCAGCCUGGACUUAUCUUCCAAUAAGUUAGCCCGUCUUGACCCGUCUACCUUCACUGUCCUCAGCAGACUGAUGGUAUGUGAACUGGCAGGAAACCCGUUCCACUGUGGCUGUGACCUCUAUAGUUUUCUGACCUGGCUGGAGGAGUUUAAUAAUGUCACCCACACCUACGACCGCCUCCAGUGUGAAACCCCUACAGAAAUGACUGGUUACCCACUCUUGAGCCAAGUGCCUGGACAUGGAAGAAAUGCUCGUUACAUUCUUUUUUCUGUCUGUCGUGAUGGUGUGAUAAUUCCAGGGAUGACCUCCCAGAUGCCAGAUCAAGAUGGCUCAGGGAUGGGUUUGGACAACCCAGAUCAAGGUCUGUAUCACCAGCCAACGAUAUCAUCCACUGCUGACCCCAACUAUAACCAUCAGAUUUCUAUGAAUCUUCAAACGGUCUCCUUCUACACUGCUUCUCUAAAGGUGCAGAUCCCUAAACCCUACAGUAAGAUGUACAUCCUCUCCCAGUACAACCACACUUAUGUUGCCGACAUCAUGCCCCUCAAAAAAAAGAGUGAGACCAUAACUUUGGACAAGCUGAAACCACACACCAACUACACUUUCUGUGUGGCUUCUGCGAGCAAAUCUCAGCGCUACAACCAUACCUGUCUGUCUUUUACCACACGAGCUAUGGGGCCAGAGGACCAGCGUACCAACCCAUCCACAACUACCCACUACAUCAUGACCAUCCUAGGAUGUCUGUUUGGCAUGGUCAUUGUGCUUGGAUUUGUCUAUUACUGUCUCAGGCGGCGACGUAUCCAGGAGGAAAAGGAAAAAGCUAUAAGUGUGAAGAAAACCAUUCUGGAGAUGAGGUAUGGCCCAGAGGCGGCUGCAGCAGUAGCUAAUGACCCAGGUGCCAUGCAGCGUCUCCAGGAGCAGGCUCACCACCAGCACCACCAUUCAGGAGCAGGAGGCAAGCUGCCACAAUCUGCCUCCUCUAGCACAGGCAUGCUCCAUGGCUCAGCCAACACCAGCUCGUCUCGCCUCUCUACGUUGCCACAAGUGGAAAAAAUGGCCACUGCCUUCUCUGAGGCAAUGGGCGGCAAGGGCAACUACAUGGAUGUGAGGACGACAGGAGUGGCAGGAGAAGGCAGGGAGGGAGUGGUGACAGCUGGAGGAACAGUGGUUGGAGGGGAAGUAGUUGUGGAUAUGCGAGGUGGGGCUGAGAAUGGGACAGAGGCCGGGGAGGAUUCAGAUGACGAUGGCCGUGGCUCAGCAUCAGAGAUCUCUACCAUUGCCAAGGAGGUGGACAAGGUGAACCAGAUCAUCAACAACUGCAUUGAUGCCCUGAAGCUAGAUGCAUCAGCUAAUGUCGUGACCACAGUUGACAAUGCCAACUCUUUGUCCACUGCCCAGCCUCCUUGUAUCGCGUCCCUUCCUCGCAACCUCCUGCCCCUCUCCCCAGGCCACCCUGGAGAUCAGAUCAUGGCCUCCUCUCCAAAGGUGCAUCCAAAGUCUCACCCUCAGCCUCACCCUCAGCCUCACCCUCAGCCUCAGCCCCAUCCUCAGCCCCAUCCUCAGCCACAUCCUCAGGCACAUCCCCAGUCACAUCCCCAGUCACAUCCUCAGUCACAUCCUCAGCCUCAUCCACAGCUACAUCAACAGCCUCAUCCACCCUCUAUGGCGCCGGUGCCCCUGGUCAUGCCCUUGUCUGAGCGGCCUGGCAUCAGUGGUGGUGGAUUUCUCUCCCCUCCUUAUCGUGACCCACCCCCAGCAAAUGCAGUGCGGCCCCUUCAGAGGCAGCUGAGUGCUGACACUGCUGUGGUGAAAAACCGUUGUGGUGCCCCCGCUGCAGGAUCUGUCAAGAACACAAGAGUGUACAGUGUGGAUAUCCCUGAGCAGCGCAGUGAUCCUCCCAAGUACCCAACUGAAAAGAGCAGCCCUGCAGGUUGUGGUGGAGGGGUUGGAAGUGGAGGAGGUGGUGGAGUAGGAGGCUGCAACGGGAAUGGAAUGGGAAACAUAAAUGGUGGUGGUGUGAGUUUGAAUGGGGGCGGAAUGGGGUGUAAUAACGGGAGUGGAGGUGGAGGAGGAGUGGUUGGCCCUGGACAGCAGCAGCAGCAGCACCACUUGGAGGUUCAGCCAGACUACCACAGCUCUGAGCACCGCCACUCCUUCCCCGCACUCUAUUAUGAAGGCGGCAAUGAAUCACCUUCACCGGCCCAAAAGGCCUCAUUUCUCAAGCCACUGGGGCGCACCAAGAGGGAUGCCACAGCCACCUACUCCCAGCUCUCACCUUCUCGUCACCACAACUACAACUCUGGUUACUCCUCCAGUCCAGAGUACUCAUCUGAGAGCACACUGCGAAUCUGGGAGCGAUUCCGACCUUACAAGAAAAGCCCCAGAGAGGAAGCAUCCUAUAUAGCAGCAGGCCAUGCCCUGCGUAAGAAGGUGCAGUUUGCCAAGGACGAGGACCUUCAUGAUAUUUUGGACUACUGGAAGGGUGUCUCUGCCCAGCAGAAGCUGUGA